AUGUUAGGAAAAUUCUAAAAAAAAUCCUCCUAAACUAUAAAUUUAUAGGAAGUCUAUGAAUUUUUUUUUCUGAAAUUAUAAUUUCUAAAUCAGAAAUAUUUAAAUUGUAUAACCCAAAUAAUGUAAUGAAUUUAUUAAUAACACAACAGGAAUAGUGUGGUUCCUUAAAAUUACUUUUAUUGCAAUUAAAUCACAAUUGAAAUUUUUUAAGUUAACUUUAAAGAACAUAAAUAUAAACAUUAAUUUUUUUGAAUUAACUUAGAAUUUAAGAAAAAUUACAUUCGAUAUCUCAAAAAUAAUUAAACAUUUUUUGAUUGUUCUUAAUUUGCAUAGGGUUAUAGUUAUUUUAAUAUAACGAAUAUUCUUGCAUAUUAUUCGGUUUUGGUGGAGAUUCUGAAUAAAUAAGAAAAGACUUCUAAAAAUAUAAAAUAAUUUUAGUUUUGAAAUAUCUAAUGGUUUGAAUGGAAUACAAGAAUUUUGUUAUAAUUAUUCUAAAUGCAUAAAGGAUAAUGCAUUUGGAAAUAAAGUUUAAGUUACCCCAGCCCUUUUUUUAAUUGUUAAAUAAUUAGAGCAUUUCAAACCUAAUUUUACUGUUGGUUUUAUGUUAAUUUUAGAUGAAAUUGCAGAUGAUGAUAAGUUAAAUUAAUUGAUAAAUCAUUUUAAGAUAUCUUUUUAUUAGAUUAGAACUUAUUUUACCAAUAACUAUGAUAUUUAUUACUCUUUAAGAGAAUACUGCUUAAUUAUCUAAAAUAAAUAAUUGCAAAACUAAUUAGAAUAAAGUUAGACUCUGUUUCCUAAAAGAAAAUGA
Paramecium sonneborni is the source of this 808-nucleotide messenger RNA. NCBI's taxonomy places the organism in Eukaryota, Ciliophora, Oligohymenophorea, Peniculida, Parameciidae. The record is from the annotation of a GenBank genome assembly.